Staurois parvus is the source of this 468-nucleotide messenger RNA. The record is from the annotation of a GenBank genome assembly. NCBI's taxonomy places the organism in Eukaryota, Metazoa, Chordata, Amphibia, Anura, Ranidae.
CACCGAUCAUGGAAAGAGCCGAAGAUGUUGGCUCGGUCAUGUGAUCAGCUGUCCAAUCACAGCUGAUCACAUGUACACUGAUCAUCAGGGCACUGAUGAUCAGUGUGCCCUGAUGAUCAGUGUAGCCCCAGCAGCGCCACCUGUCAGUGUCCAUCAGUGCCUUGUGUCAGUGCUCAUCAGUGCCUCGUGCCAGUACCCAUCAGUGCCACAUCAAUGCCACAUAUCAGUGCCUACCAGUGCCCAUCAAUGCCACAUAUCAGUGCCCAUCUGAGCUGCCUUUCAGUGUCACCCAUCAGUGCCAGUCAGUGCCACCUAUCAAUGCCAAUCAGUGCCACCUAUCAGUGCCAGUCAGUGCCGCCUAUCAGUGGCAGUCAGUGCCGCCUAUCAGUGCCCAUCAGUGCCACCUAUCAGUGUCCAUCAGUGCAGCCUAUCAGUGCCCAUCACUGCAGCCUCAUUAGCGAAUAUCAG